Molecule: messenger RNA, 1131 nt
Organism: Seminavis robusta
Lineage: Eukaryota; Bacillariophyta; Bacillariophyceae; Naviculales; Naviculaceae
Source: the annotation of a GenBank genome assembly
AUGAAGUUCUUCUUGACUACUUUCGCGGCUGUUGUCGGCCUUGCAGGCACUGUUGCUGGCAAGCAACUCAAAGUGACUGACAAAACGGAUAGUUUUGAAGUGUGCGAGGCUAGCUGCAAAGGAGGCGAUUGUAUUGGGGCGAGGAUGUUUAAAGAAGGUACCAGGAGUAGUGCGACAUGCUACUCGGGAAAUGAUUACAUUUCUUGGCCAAAAACUUACGGUUUUGAAAACCAUGGCAAAGUGCCUGGUUGCACCGGAGUAGCACAGUCCGACAAAAGAUACUGUGUAGAGAUUUGUGAUGACCUCGUCUGGAUAAAACAAUGGUACCCCAUGACGGAAUCAAGUUACCAAAGCUCGUGGGAGUACUAUGAAUGCGAUGGUCACAAGAGCAGUGGGGGCGCUAACGGUGAUCCUCACUUCAAGACAUUUGGCGCUGGGCAAACUUUUGACUUCCACGGAGGCUGUGAUCUAGUUUUGAUUGAGAACAAAGAUUUCCAAGGUGGGCUUGGCAUGCGUGUCUACCUCCGUACCAAGGUCAAGACCUGGUGGUCAUACAUUGAAUCUGCUGUCCUCGAGAUUGGGGAUCAGACAUUGGAGGUAACCGGAGGACCAGAGAACAAGUACUGGGUCAACGGAGUAGAGGGCAAUGUUGGACUUGAACGUGGCAGCAAGUUUGAGGCUGUGUUUGCAGAUGGUCAUGAACUCAAGUUCAAGUGGAUCAAUGAUCACCAACGCCAUUUCCACAUCCAUCUAGGUGGUGCCGACAGCUUGUCCAUUGACACUUUCAAGGACUUUGUCCGUGUGGACAUCUCUGCACUUGGAAGCAAGAGGUGGGGAAAUUCUGUAGGAAUGAUGGGAUCAUUCCCCUCUGGACCUGACUUCGACCACUGUGUGUUUGACGUGCUCGCUAUGAGUGAUUUGAAUGUUGCAGGAGCUCACAGGAAGUUAGCCGAGCCUGAGGUUAAUGUGGGCACUGCUCACAGAAAGCUGAUGGAGACGAGCAGGAAGUUGGUGUCAGACGCCGAUGCCAGGGAUGCCUGCAAAGGUGCAAUUGAAUUUGACCAAUGUGUCACGGAUGUCAAGGCUCUGGAUAACUUGGAACUUGCCCGGAUUAUCUUUGGGGUGCACUAG